UCUCGGACUUCAAGAAUGGGCAUGUGUCUUCCAUGCAACUCGAUAUUAAAUUGGAGCAAGGAGCAAUAGAACCAGUACUCUUUUUUUCUCUAAUGCUGACUGAUAGCUGAGUCUACUCUCCACCCUGGGCCUUGGUUUCUAACUAAGCAAGAUUAUCCUGUCGAUAACAUAAUUUUUCUGCUCUGGGCCAAAUGUUUAUCUCUGUGUUGUGGUUGGUUGAAAGGGAAUGCCCCGACCUUGGUGAUAUCUCAAAAACACUGUUUAUUGCUAUAUUUGUCAUUGGGAACAUAUGGUGGGAAGUUGUUUGAAUGGGACAUGUAACUGAUUCCUAGAUGUAGCUGCAGAAAAUAUACAUACCAGGGUAGCAUUGCGAACGCAGAAUUUGUGAGUAGAAAGUGACUGUUAAAUGAAAUCACCAUUCACACUCAGGACCAGUGCAUCUAUUUGUAGAUCAGAAGAUGUGCAAGAAAAGGCUAGAAUUUCCUCUUGUUACCCCAGUGUUGUUCCAUUGACAUCAGUGGAUUUAUCCCUGCACCAACAUUGGUGAAAGGAGAAUCGCAUGUCUGAUUCCACUCUCAAUAACUCCGGACGUCACCAUUGAGAAACAAACAGACGUUUCCGUCUUAAUAUCUGUGAUUUGCUUUUCUCCUGCCAGGCUCUGCCUACAAACUUGUGUGUUACUUCACUAAUUGGUCUCAGUACAGGCCAGAACCUGCCAAGUACUUCCCAAACAAUGUGGACCCAAAUCUAUGCACCCACUUGAUCUAUGCCUUUGCAACUAUGAAUCAAAAUAAGAUUGCCCCAUAUGAAUGGAAUGAUGAAGACAGACUCUACCCAGAAUUUCAAGCACUAAAGAAAAGAAACAACAAACUUGUAACCAGCCUGGCUAUUGGAGGGUGGAACUUUGGCACUCAGAAAUUCACUGAAAUGGUUGCCUCACCAGUUAAUCGUAAAACGUUCAUUGACUCGGUGAUCGCAUACCUCCGUAAGUUUGGGUUUGAUGGGAUCGACCUGGAUUUUGAAUACCCAGGUUCUAGAGGUAGCCCCCCCGAGGACAAACAUCACUUCACCAUCUUGAUUCAGGAAAUGCUGGAAGCCUUUAAAGCUGAGGCUGCAAGCACUGGACUCCCAAGGCUGUUGGUUACCGCAGCAGUAUCUGCUGGCAAAGGAACUAUUGAUGCUGGAUAUGAAAUUGCUGAGAUAGGGAAGCUUCUCGAUUUCAUCAGCGUGAUGACCUACGACUUCCAUGGAGGCUGGGAUUCCUUCACAGGUCACAACAGCCCGCUCUAUAAAGGCUCUGCCGACUAUGGUGACUUCAAGUACUUCAACUGUAAAUAUGCCAUGGAAUACUGGAAUGAUAACGGCGUCCCAGCCGAGAAGCUCCUGAUGGGAUUCCCCACCUACGGGCGUACCUUUAGGCUUAGCAGCGGUGACAUAUAUGUUGGUGCCCCAGCCUCUGGGGCUGGGUCUUCUGGGCCUUACACCCGGGAAGCUGGUUUCUGGGCUUAUUAUGAGAUCUGCACAUUCCUAAAGACUGCUCAGGUACGAUGGAUUCAGGACCAGAAAGUCCCCUAUGCCGUUAAGGGGAAUAACUGGGUUGGAUAUGACAACAUGUGCAGCUAUAAACACAAAGUCAAAUACUUGAAGGAGAAACAUUUUGGAGGUGCCAUGGUGUGGGCUAUUGACCUGGAUGAUUUCCUGGGCUCUUUCUGCAAUGAAGGAAAGUAUCCUCUAAUAAGUGAGCUGAAGAGACUCCUCGAAACAAAAGAUCCGAUUGUGCCCAAUUGCCCUACAGACAUCCCUCCACCAGACCCCAUGCCUUCUCCAGACGACAGUACAACUACCUCUUCAGUUAUUCCCCCAACUGAGGGGGGAGAUGGUACAUUUUGUGCUGGCAGACAAGAUGGUACCUAUGCCGACCCCAAAGAUAAUACAAAAUUCUUCGUAUGUGCUGGAGGCAGGACUUACCACUUCACCUGUGCAGCUGGCCUCGUCUUUGAUGAGAGCUGCAAGUGCUGUAAUUAUCCAAAAUGUUAACCCCAGCCCUAGCUCAGAACAAACACUGAUGAGUAACAUACUGUAACUCGAAUCAUUCCCGGCAGAAUCCCUCUUUCCCUAUUAAAAAAAAGCCAAGUGGUGGUGAUAAGUCAUUAAUAUGU
Messenger RNA from Dermochelys coriacea (leatherback sea turtle), 2159 nucleotides. Its product is annotated as acidic mammalian chitinase-like. Gene Ontology annotation, molecular function: chitinase activity; chitin binding. The transcript is spliced from 9 exons. Lineage: Eukaryota; Metazoa; Chordata; Testudines; Dermochelyidae. Gene Ontology annotation, biological process: carbohydrate metabolic process; chitin catabolic process. Gene Ontology annotation, cellular component: extracellular region. The record is from RefSeq and is a predicted model, not a curated record. Bases 781 to 2037 code for a protein of 418 amino acids.